AUGAGCUCUCAAUUACCUUUCCGCUAUAUCAAAUCCGGGCACUAUGAAGACGAUGCACGAACCUACAAACGAGAAUAUGCUGAGGCCCUGGACGAGAAGGAUCCUCUGCGACAUUUCCGGGACUAUUUUAUCAUCCCUUCCAAAAAGGACCUGACAAGGAAGCAAUUGGCGGUGACAGAAGAGGAAGAUCCUUCGGAUCCACGAUGCAUAUAUUUCUGCGGAAAUUCUCUUGGUCUGCAACCUCGUAAUGUUCGCAGAUACAUCGACCAGUAUCUACGCGCCUGGGCCAUCAAGGGCGUAACGGGUCAUUUUGUUCCCCAUGAGGAUGCUCUACUCCCUCCAUUUGUGGACGUAGAUAGUGCAGGCUCCAAGCUGCUGGCCCCCUUAGUGGGUGCGUCUCCAAGUGAAGUGGCCGUCAUGGGGACUUUGACCGGAAAUCUACACCUUCUGCUGGCCAGCUUCUAUCGUCCAACAACCGAGAAAUACAAGAUCAUUCUUGAGGGGAAAGCUUUCCCAAGUGACCAUUAUGCCAUUGAGUCACAAAUCCGACAUCACAAUAUAGACCCUAGCGAUGCCAUGGUUCUCAUUGAGCCGGAAGAUCCAGAGAAGCCAAUUUUGAGAACGGAACAAAUCCUCAAAGUUAUUGACGACAACGCAUCCAGUGCAGCGUUGGUGCUACUACCAGGGAUCCAGUACUAUACUGGGCAAUACUUCGACAUUAAGAAGAUCACUGCCCAUGCACAUUCGAAAGGCCUCCUAAUCGGCUGGGACUGCGCGCACGCAGUGGGCAAUGUUGAUCUACAAUUGCACGAUUGGGACGUGGAUUUCGCGGCCUGGUGCCAUUACAAAUAUGUCAACAGUGGUCCCGGAGCCAUGGCCGGCUUGUUUGUGCACGAACGGCACGGCAAGGUCGACCUGAGAAACACGGGGGAGGGAGGAGCUUUUCGCCCUAGAUUGGCUGGCUGGUGGGGUCAUGAUAAAGAAACGAGAUUCAUCAUGGACAAUAAAUUCGUGCCCCAGCCAGGGGCCGCAGGUUAUCAGGUGUCGAAUCCAUCCGUGCUGGAUUUAAGCGCCGUGGCGGCUUCUCUAGAGAUCUUCAACCAGACUUCGAUGGCCGAACUACGCAAGAAAUCUCUCGAGCUGACUGGUUACCUUGAGCACCUUCUCCUGAACUAUCCACCCGAUGCAGCUCCGGAAGAUAAACCUUUUACCAUUAUCACGCCUUCGAAUCCGGAAGAGCGGGGUGCGCAACUCAGUCUCCUUUUGCAACCUGGCCUGCUAGACAAAGUCCUUGAGAUCCUGCAGAGCAAUGGGGUGGUUGUCGACGAGAGAAAACCCAAUGUCAUUCGAGUGGCGCCGGCACCGCUGUAUAACACAUUCACCGAAGUGUGGGAGUUUUGCCAGAUUUUCCUGCAAGCAUGUCGGGAGGCCUUAAAGGCAAGGAAAUAG
This is a messenger RNA of Rasamsonia emersonii CBS 393.64, 1449 nucleotides long. Its product is annotated as Kynureninase. Gene Ontology annotation, cellular component: cytoplasm. The transcript has 5 exons. Gene Ontology annotation, molecular function: pyridoxal phosphate binding; kynureninase activity. The record is from RefSeq and is a predicted model, not a curated record. NCBI's taxonomy places the organism in Eukaryota, Fungi, Ascomycota, Eurotiomycetes, Eurotiales, Trichocomaceae. The coding region runs from base 1 to 1449 and encodes 482 amino acids. Gene Ontology annotation, biological process: NAD+ biosynthetic process.